Harpia harpyja (harpy eagle) is the source of this 2390-nucleotide messenger RNA. RefSeq lists its product as uncharacterized. Gene Ontology annotation, biological process: positive regulation of T cell activation; antigen processing and presentation of exogenous peptide antigen via MHC class II; peptide antigen assembly with MHC class II protein complex. The coding region runs from base 831 to 2375 and encodes 514 amino acids. Gene Ontology annotation, cellular component: membrane; MHC class II protein complex. The record is from RefSeq and is a predicted model, not a curated record. The transcript has 7 exons. NCBI's taxonomy places the organism in Eukaryota, Metazoa, Chordata, Aves, Accipitriformes, Accipitridae. Gene Ontology annotation, molecular function: MHC class II protein complex binding.
AGAGACGGGGUGCAUGGUGUUGCACUGGGUGCAGCGCACAGAAAUGGGGUGCAACUGGGUGCAGGGCGUGCAGAGGCAGGGUGCACAGUGUUGCACUGGGUGCAGCGCACUCAGGAAUGGGGGUGCAACUGGGUGCAGUGCAUGUAGAAACGGGGUGCACGGCGUUGCACAGGGUGCAGUGCUCACAGGGUGGGGGUGCAACUGGGUGCAGGGCAUGCAGAGACGAGGUGCACGGUGUUGCACUGGGUGCAGCACACAGAAACGGGGGUGCAACUGGGUGCAGGGCAUGCAGAGACGAGGUGCACGGUGUUGCGCAGGGUGCAGUGCUCACAGGGAUAGGGGUGCAACGGGUUCAGGGCAUGCAGAGACGGGGUGCAUGGCGUUGCACUGGGUGCAGCGCACAUGCAGAAGUGGGGGUGCAGGUGGGUGCAGGGCAUGCAGAGACGGGGUGCACGGCGUUGCGCAGGGCGCAGCGCACGCACCGGCGGGGUGCUGGCUGCUGCAGAGACGGGGUGCAGCGCACGCAGCGGAGGGCCGCGGAGCGUUGCAGCGUGCGGGACGCGCGCCGUGUGCCGUCAUCACCACGUCCCCACCUCCGCCUGUCCCCCCAUAACCCCCUGCAGCAGCAACACCCGCCGUGGCGGAGAGGGGGGGACACGACACGACGCAAGCCGGGGUGUCCCCCCUAAUUAAUAAGGGACGGAAUAUUAAUCGCGCCGCGGCGUCACCACGCUAAGGAAGGCGAGCGAUUGCAACCGCCAUGCCGAGAGGGCCGGGAGCAAGAGCCGCCGGCGCACGUGCUGGCCGAGGUGCUCUUCUGCCAGCCGGCCAUGCCCUCGCUGGGGCUGGCGCUCACCUUCGACGCCGACCAGCUCUUCUGGUUCGACUUCCCCCGCUCCAGCUGGACCCCGCGUCUGCCCGACCUCCCCUCGUGGCCCCCCGGCCUGGAGCCCCCCGCCGAGCUCCUCCGCGACGCCACGCUCUGCCAGGACCUGCGCCGCAGCCUCACCGAGCGGGUCACCGGCCAGCUGCCGGAGUCGAAGGGUAUCCCGGUGGCCGAUGUCUUCCCGAUGCAACCGCCGGUGUUGGGUGAAGCCAACACCUUGGUGUGUAUGGUGGGAAACAUCUUCCCGCCGGCGGUGGAGAUCAGUUGGCAGCUGGACGGGGUCCCCGUCACCCAAGGGGUCACCCACACCCACUACACCCCCACGGCUGACCUGGCCUUCGUCCGCUUCUCCUACCUGCCGGUGAUGCCCGCCGCCGGUGACGUCUACGCCUGCAUCGUCACCCACGAAGGGGACAACGCCUCCGUCGUCACCUACUGGGGCGCCUUCCUGGUGCACGUGGCCAGCUCCUGCCCGCUGGCCACCAACGGCUCCACGCUGGCCUUCAGCUUCACCCUCGUCUUCAACAAGAACCCGCUGGUCUGUUACGAGCCCGACGCCCGGCGCUUCGCCCCCUGCGACUGGGGGCUGCUCCGUCCCUACGCCGCCGUCCUCGCCGCCAUCCUCAACAACGGCACCGACUGGGUGCAGCGCGCCGAAACCCGGCGCCGGGCUUGCCGCGACCUGGCCCCCCAAUUCUGGUCCUCCACGGUGCUGCGGCGGACACCACCCCAACUCCGCAUCGUCUCCGUCCCCCUCCCCAACACCCCCAACGCCGUCCUCCUCACCUGCCACGUCUGGGGCUUCUACCCCGCCGAGGUGACCGUCCUCUGGCUGCACAACGGGGACGUGGUGGCCACGGGGGACAACGCCGAGCUCCUGCCCGACGGCGACUGGACCUACCAGACGCAGGUGACCCUGACGGUCACCGCCAAGGUUGGGGACACCUUCACGUGUUCGGUGCAGCACGCCAGCCUGGACCGGCCCCUCUUGGAGGACUGGGGUCCCGGCUUGUCCCCGGGGUUGACGGUGAAGGUGGUGGCGGCGGCGGUGAUAAUGACCGUGGGGUUGGUGGUCUUCGCCGCUGGCGCUUUCAGCUACUGCCGCCAGGCUCCAGCGCCUGGUCCUGGUCCUGGUUCUUGUCCUGGUCCUGGUCCUGGUCCUGGUUCUUGUCCUGGUCCUGGUCCUAGUUCUGGUUCUUGUCCUGGUUCUGGAUCUGGUCUUGGUCCUGGUUCUGGUCCCCAUCCUGGAUCUGGUCCCAGUCCCGGUCCUGGCUCUGGUCUCAGUCCUGGUCCUGGUCCUGGUCUCGGUUCUGGUUCUGGUCCUGGUCCCAGUCCCGGUCCCGGUCCUGGUCCUGGUUGCCAUCCCGGAUCUGGUCCCAGUCCUGGUCCUGGCUCUGGUCUCAGUCCUGGUCCCAGUCCCGGUCCUGGUCCCGGUCCUGGUCCUGGUCCCUCCAUGGCCAUGCAUGACCACACAGUGACCAAACUCUGACGUCCCAACUGUGAU